UUAGUUUAGAAUUGUAUAGUGGUCUAUAAUUUUGAUGGGGUAUCUAGAUUAAAGCUAAGCAAAAACCUAAGUAAACUCCCCUUCUCUAGGCUAUUAUACAAAAACUCAUAUACCCUUUGAAUCCCAACUCCUUUGUCUCGGCCCCUUUGACUAUACGCGCAGGGGCUGAUGUAUAUCAACAAGCGGGACAAUACCGGCUAGGAGUAUGCGGAGAAGCUGGGGAAGCUCUGUCGGCACUGCGAUCGGAGUUGCGUUGGCUGCAGGAUUCCCAUAUUAGGUAUUCCCUGCGCAAUCUUCCAUCUUCGACAUAAUACUUAUAGAGGCGUCGCUGGACCUCUCCCCGCUUCACCUCCACUCGGCUAUCCGAGGCUUCCGUCUCAUCAGAUCAAUACGGAACAGAUAUUCGGUUAUCCUAGGUACCUAUAUAGAACUGCGACCACCCUCGAUAUAGCCUUAGACCAUUGUAGAACUGACCAAAAUAUUUCACAAGUAAUUAGCUAUGCCUCAUAAAGAAGAAGCAUACACCGAAUUCACUCCGGAAUUAUACCCGCCAUUUCCUUCAGAUGUGCCCACGGUCUCGCUAGAGACAAUCACCCUAUCUAAGCUCUUCAAUGGCGACGACGUCGAGCAGGAUCGCGUGUUCGAGGCAUGUGUCGGACGCGGCUUUUUCUACUUAGAGCUGGACGGCUGCACUACGGGGGACACCAUCCGCCGGGGUGCUGAGCAGAUUGCGCUGGCGGGAGAGCGUGUAUUCCAGAUGCCACUAGCUGAAAAGAUGGAUUACAAGAUGGCGAAGUCUCUAUUCGGCUACAAGUGGGCUGGAUCAACCGUGACAGAUGAGGCUGGCACUCGAGAUACUGCCGAGUUUUUCAACGUGGGCAAAAAUGAUAUGAUUGUGCCGAACGACCGUAUGAGCCGCCCAUGGCCGCCCGCUAUCUUGGACGCAAAGCCUCUUUUUGCCGACUAUAUCAAGAGCGCGCAUUCCGUUGGGAUGAUGAUCAUGACUAUCCUUGCGAAGAGGCUCGGCAUUGAUCCGUCUGAGCUCAUGAACCGCCACAGAAUAGAAGAACCCUCCGGAGACCAUGUCCGUAUCACCAGGGGCCCGCCCCGAGAAACGGAUGAGAUGCCCGAGGUUCAGACACCCUCGCACACCGACUUCGGGACGAUUACCAUCUUGAUGAAUUGGCUGGGCGGACUCCAGGUCUGGUCCGAGUCGGCGAGGAAGGCACGGCUUAGCAACGGCCAGCCAGACGUGCCGGGUGAAUGGCUCUGGGUUAAGCCAAAAAGAGGUUGCGCCAUAAUUAAUCUGGGCGAUGCAGCUGUCAGAUUCACGAACGGCGUGCUAUGUUCCGGGCGCCAUCGAGUGAUCCCAUCUCCUGGAUCCCAGGGCCGAUAUCCGCGUUAUAGCAUCGUCUAUUUCGUCCGACCAGAAGACAAGUGUGUCAUGAAGACAAUUAAAGGGAAGGGUAUCCCGGAUGAAGCAAAAGAAGAUGAGGAUGAAGGACUAACAGCCCAUGAGUGGAUAUUUAGACAGUCGGCAGCGCUGGGAAACCGCUUCGAUAAUUGAUAACAGGAAUAAGAUAUGGUUGAGCCACAACGUUUUGUUUUUGCUUCAGUCAGUCUCUUUCUAGGAAAUAUUUUCAAACGGUACCACGCAGCUACUCGAUCCUAAAUUGGUGUGCUUAACGUAGAUAUUACAGCAGAUUAUUAGCCAUCAUUAAAUUUGGGUUGUAGGCAGUACCAACUGUGUUAGUAACAUAUUAGGCGUAAUGUUUUCGAGUUGCCUUCAUGUAAACUUGGUAGAAGACAAUCGCUAUGUCUAGGGGGAAGUAGGUGAGUGAUGUAAAGGCCAGUGUGGUAUGAAAUGAGGGGCGUUUUCGUCUGCGUAAAAGCAAAAACUCCAUGAUAUAAGGUAGGUACCUAUAUAAUAGGUAUGCGGUUGCAU
Messenger RNA from Daldinia vernicosa, 1945 nucleotides. RefSeq names its product putative oxidoreductase. The record is from RefSeq and is a predicted model, not a curated record. Bases 500 to 1567 code for a protein of 355 amino acids. The transcript has 2 exons. Gene Ontology annotation, molecular function: dioxygenase activity. Lineage: Eukaryota; Fungi; Ascomycota; Sordariomycetes; Xylariales; Hypoxylaceae.